CCCCCGCGGUCCUGGAUCACAGAGGCCGUUGCCAGGCGCCCGGUGGAGCAAAUAUGCGGUCCGGGAACAGCAGCCGCCACUCUGGAGCAUUCGUCUCACGGAGUUCAGCAGGCCUGUCAAUGGCAGGAUACCAGCUCUGGUCACCGUGGUCCCCACUGGACGAGAGCCUCCAAUGGCUGCGGCACACGACACCUACACCUUCUUCCAAGCACCCCUUUAGGGCUUCCCUCUGCUUCUCACACACUCCUUAUCUUGAAGUGCAGCCGUGCUUUCAAGAGGUCCCCCCAGUCCUAGACAGCCCAUGCCGGGAGGCUGGGGUGAGUCCUAAGUUACCCUGCCACACAUCAGAGCUCCAAACUAUGAACAAGAAAGGGCUGGUCAGGAAGCCCCAGCCUGUCCGCCUCAGUGGAGUGGAUUCAGUCUUUGGCAGGAUCAUCACGGCUCAGCCACCAAGGUGGACGGGGACCUUCAGAGUUUCAGAAAAGUCAGCCUUUUGCAAAAUCAUCAGCCAGGAGCAGAAGUGGCCCACUGGAUUCAAGGAACCUCAGAUUCAGAUGUUAAUGACCAUGUGCAAACAGAUGCUGCGCUCUAUGCUCUUGCUGUAUGCAACAUACAAGAAGUGCACCUUUGCCUUGUACCACUCCAAGUAAAGGGUCCCCAUCUGAUUCCUGUUCUGCACACCAUACCCUUUGCUAUGUGCCUGAAGCUUACAGAAACCUGUCCAUGUAAAUAAAACUGUGACACUGCCCCAGCCAUCUUGCUUUUCUGUCAGGUGGUGACAAUUCAGGAGCCUUCUCCUCCCUUCCCCUCCAAAAAAGGGCCAGUGACAGAGUAAGGGAGAACAUUCCCACUGUAAAGUUGA
Molecule: messenger RNA, 862 nt
Organism: Diceros bicornis minor
Lineage: Eukaryota; Metazoa; Chordata; Mammalia; Perissodactyla; Rhinocerotidae
Product: FANCD2 opposite strand protein-like
Exons: 2
Coding region: 54-650 (198 amino acids)
Source: RefSeq, a predicted model, not a curated record